Octopus bimaculoides (California two-spot octopus) is the source of this 2499-nucleotide messenger RNA. Its product is annotated as ras-related protein Rab-10. Gene Ontology annotation, molecular function: GTPase activity; GTP binding. Lineage: Eukaryota; Metazoa; Mollusca; Cephalopoda; Octopoda; Octopodidae. The record is from RefSeq and is a predicted model, not a curated record.
AGAAGAGGGGGUGGGUUGGCUGUGGAAGAAAUAAGCUAAGUUGUAGUGAUCAAUACAUGGUGUAUAGAAACGACCACUAAUCAUGCAGACUGCAGUCUCUCUACGCUCGAGUUUUCUUGUUAACAGACCAGAGGAAAAACUUAGGGGGAAACUGCAGUCUAAGAUAUAGCUGAAGCUAGCCGCCGACAAUUUUUCGCCUUUGUCAUGAACUAUCUCAGGUUACUUUGCUAAAUCAAGGACAUUGCUUCGUUGAGUAGGUGUCAUUACCUACCGAGAUGACCAGUCGGCCUUGUCUUCUUUACAUUCUCUCUGCUGCAGUCGUCUUUCGUUAACAUUAAACAACACAAUCAGCAUAGCAGCAAUAUUGCCUUCGAUGUGUCUUCCGUUUCCUCAUGGUCACCUAGAAUCUGACUGUUACUGCUUUCGAUUGCUUUUCUACACUACUAUAAAGAAUUUUCACAUGCCUUCUUAUUUCGACUAUACACUUAUAAGUAAAAAUAGCCACAUAUAUAUACUAUGUUGAUUAUGUAACAGUAAACAAGCCAGGGAAACAGUUCAACUCGUUUAAGAAUUGUAGUUGUGGUCAGAAUAAAUAAUAAUGCUUGUUCUCCAAUAUUCACGGAUGUCUUUGGAAUGAUUACUCGUUAGACGGACACGUGUUAGACCAAUGGAACGUGAUAUAGCCGAAAUCACUAGAUACCUUAGCAAUAAAACAGAUCUAGAGAGUCACGCUGCCUAGCCACCGACUGUUGACAACCAGACGGUGGGGGUGGGAACAACACUCUACAAGACUGCCUACCCGCCUUGUUCUGUUUAUCCGUCCGUCAUCCGACUGUCGCCACCAACCAAUACUGCCAGGUGUAUUUUCCCUCUGUCCGACUUCAUCUUCGGUACACCCACCACCACUACCACUAACACUGCCGUAGCCGUGACCACCACCUUCAAUACUUCCUGUAAACACUUUACCCCGGCUCGGCCUGUUGGCUGCAAGCCUAUGGAGAGAGCACACCGAUACCCAAACACACUCAAAGGAAUCUCUAUACUGCAGUACCUCCAUCGUAGUGGUGGUCGUCGUCGCUGUGGAGGCCGUCAAAGUAAUCAUCAUUAUCAUCAUCAUCAUCAUCAUCAUCACCAUUAUUAUUAUCAACAUCAUUAUCAGACCACCGGCUAUUGCGACUCCAAGUCCAGUUAUGGCCAAGUGUUACGAUAUUUUAGUACGUCUGCUCCUUCUCGGCGACACCGGGGUUGGCAAGUCUUGUAUCCUGUGCCGUUAUGCCAACGAUGAGUUCCUGGAUACUCAUAUAUCAACUAUAGGUAUUGAUUUCAAGAUGAGAACAGUUAACAUGGAUAAUAAAGUAGCCAAAAUCCAAAUUUGGGAUACAGCAGGCCAGGAGAGAUUUGAAGCUAUUACUCACCAAUUCUACAGACGUGCUCAGGGAGUUCUUUUAGUAUAUGAUCUAUGCAGCCGGACAUCCUUUGAAAAUCUCUCGAAAUGGUUAACUUAUGUUGACGAGUUUGCAAAUGAAGACACGGAACUUUUACUUUUGGGAAAUAAAAGUGAUCGCUGUCAGUGGAGAGAAGUUUCUUGUGAAGAAGGACAGAAGUUUGCCGAGCAAUACAACAUGAAAUUUUUUGAAACCAGUGCAAAAAACCGGGAAAACAUAGAUCAGGCUUUUCAACAUAUCUGUGAAGGUAUCCUUCAAAAACAAUCUCUAAAGCGGUCGACUCAAUCACUUAACACAAGCUCCAGUUCAAACUCCCAUCUAGUCCAUCGAGGCAGAUCAGUUCUCUCCCUUGAAUCUAAGCAUGAAGACAAUAGUAUGAAAACUUCAGAACAUUCUUACUGGAGAUGUUGUGCUGGUGUCAUGUAAUCACAGGCAAUGUAAAAAAAAAAAAAUUGGUUAAUAAGCUAUGUCUAUACUUAAUAUCCUAGACAAAGAUAUUUUAGGUGGGUAAAUCCUUCAUGCUCCUUACCUGUUGAGCCAAAUGGUAAGAAUUUUGGUGCUGACACAUUGAAAAAUUCCAUUUAUUUUUAGAUUAUUUCAAACCAAAAACAAUGUGAUAUAUUAAAUGUUCCAAAUGAUUUUAAUUGUUCUCAACAAAGGUUUUGUAAGCUAUUGUUAUUGUAAAUUGCAGCAUAUAAUUGCAACCUAAUAUAAACGGUUGGACCAGCAUACAAGCUGUCUUGAAGAAUUUUAGCGUUUCACCAUUUUAUAAUUUUAUUUCAUUUUAUACUCUGUGUGACCAUAUCAGUCCUUGGUUUCCUAAAGGAAUUUUCAGUCUUUAAUAUUUUUACUUUAUAAAUAUGGUGAGUUGACAGAAACAGCAGUGUGCCAGAUUAAGCAUAUUGUUUGAUGUUUGGAACUCGAAUGCUACUGGAAAAUGACUUUGCCUUUCAUCCCUCUAUGGGUUGAUAAAAUAAGUUUGAGUUAUAUUUUGGAGUUUAUUCAAUCAACUUGUACCUAGUGAAGAUAAAUAAAAACUUUCUUUAUACACUAA